Emys orbicularis (European pond turtle) is the source of this 888-nucleotide messenger RNA. RefSeq names its product natural killer cells antigen CD94-like. The transcript is spliced from 7 exons. Gene Ontology annotation, molecular function: transmembrane signaling receptor activity. Gene Ontology annotation, biological process: stimulatory C-type lectin receptor signaling pathway; positive regulation of natural killer cell mediated cytotoxicity. NCBI's taxonomy places the organism in Eukaryota, Metazoa, Chordata, Testudines, Emydidae. The record is from RefSeq and is a predicted model, not a curated record. Gene Ontology annotation, cellular component: external side of plasma membrane; plasma membrane.
AUGAGUGAGCAGUCAGUGAGCUUUGUGGACCUCAGAUUUCAUACUCCUGCAGAGCAGAAGAGAAAACGAAGACCAAAGCAUGACAGGGUCACAGAAAUCAGUGAGCAGGAAAUGGCCUACUCUGAUCUGGAGUUUCACACUCUUUCAAAGCAGAAGAGGCAGCAAAAUAUUAUGCAUUAUGAGCUGCUGGCUCCUUACUUUCUUUUAUCAAAGUAAUUUCCUCCAUCUUCACCAUGGCUACUUACAGUGAUUCUGGGGCUCCUCUGUCUGGCUUUGCUAGUAACGGCAAGGAUUUGGGUUGCCAUGGUUCUCCAGGCUUCACAUCAAGUGGGAAGACAGAAUGAGGAACUUAUCCAGAAACAUGCUAUUCUGAAAAACUUCACCGAACUGCAGGAAAUCUUGAAAAACUGCAUGCAGCAAAGAGAUGAUCUCCAAGCCAAUAACAUAGAACUCUCAAAUGUUGUGAAUAGGGAAGGUAUCGAUCAGAGCUCACUCUUCUGUUAUAUCCUUUAUGUCGAUAAAUGCAGCUCUUGCCCUGAGGGCUGGAUACAGCAUAGAGAGAAGUGUUACCAUUUUACAUAUGAAAGGAGUUCCUGGCAGGAGAGUAAAGUAUACUGCUCGUCUCAUCGCUCCAGACUGCUGAGGAUAGAGAACAAAGAAGAACUGGAUUUCAUAACAAGACGGGCGUGUUUUCACUGGAUUGGACUAUUCCGUAAGGGAGCUGCUACAAGCUGGAUGUGGGAGGAUGGCACAGCUUAUUCCACUGACCUGUUCCAAGUAAAGAAGAAAGAGCCUGGAGCGUCCUGUGUACUUUUGAAUGCAGGAGAAGCCACCUCCUGUAAUUGUACACAACGAUAUCGCUGUAUUUGUGUGAAGAGAGCUGCUUAG